Pseudophryne corroboree (corroboree frog) is the source of this 7688-nucleotide messenger RNA. It is a transcript of the gene GMIP, whose product is annotated as GEM interacting protein. Gene Ontology annotation, cellular component: plasma membrane. The record is from RefSeq and is a predicted model, not a curated record. The coding region runs from base 1314 to 3776 and encodes 820 amino acids. The transcript is spliced from 21 exons. Gene Ontology annotation, biological process: activation of GTPase activity; signal transduction; negative regulation of GTPase activity. Gene Ontology annotation, molecular function: GTPase activator activity. Lineage: Eukaryota; Metazoa; Chordata; Amphibia; Anura; Myobatrachidae.
UGGACUGCUAAGAGCCUUUUCUCCCUAUUCCUUGGUGUUUUAGGCCUACUUGUCAUUGACUUAUUCUCCAGUGUAUUCACACACCUUGUAGUCUCUCACAGUAGUUUAGCAGUGUAGUUCUACUGACAGCCAGCAUACCCCGUCCUCACCAUGGGCUCAGGACCUCGGCGCGGUAACGUGUUGAGGAGGUCUCUGAGCCGUUAAUAUCCCCCACUGUAAUUGCAGUCUCUCCGUUGGUUUCUGGUGGCGGGGGCGCAUGGAGCAGAAAGGCUUACGGCGGCUCCUACCCCUAGUCGCUGGACAAGCCUCCUCCUCGCGGCCAGCGCGCGCGAUGUAAGCGGGGAGCUGAUAUGCCUGGCCUGCGGCUGGUGCAUGAUCAGUCUCCGCCAGCGGUUGCAGUGCAGCGUGCGGGAGAGAGCAGGGCAGCCAUGGCACACAGGCACCCUGCUCCCCGCUCAGCACGGCCGGGGUGGUGCUGCAGCUGUGAGCCGCCGGGGAGAGGGCGCAGGAGCUGAUGUGUCAGGCAGAGGUGCCGCGCUGCCGGCGAGGGAAGGGGUCACGUGGUCACGUGCAAUUAGUGGGCAGUUCAGGUGCCCACAGAACGGGCAGAGCUAAUAGGAGGGGGGUGGAUGCUGGCUGUCUAAAUGGGUAUGCUGCUGCAGGGACACCGCCUGCAGUUUCCACAGGGACACGGCAGACUGGGCACGGGGGUGCAGCGAUAUUGUCUCAUGCUGGGGCUGCUGCGGGGCAGGCAAAGGGGAGGAGUAGGAGUAGUCAAGGGAGUGCUGGGGUUAGCAGUGUGCCUGGUGUUGACCCUUCAGCGCUGGCAUCGGCCAUGGUGGCCGUGGCCUCUGUGCUGUCCCCAAUGGUGGCGGCUAUGGCUGCGGAUGGGCUGUCGACUUCGGCUGGCGCAGGGGCUUAGUUUCCCGACCCAGCUCUUCUGGUGACGCUAUAGCUCAGUUGCUUUGGGCUUGCCAGGACAUUAGCGCAGCCGUAUCUCAGAUGGGUGCUGGUGCACCGGUGCCAGGUCCGGUGGUUCAGAGGCUUGAUACUGUGUCUGAUGCUUUAUAUUCUGCGAGCGGAGCUUCAGCUCUGGUUUUGUCCCCUCUGUUACAGAUGCUUCGAGCGGUGACGACAGGGAUGCCGAGGAAAGUGAAUUGCUAUUGUCCGCAUAGGGGUCGACGCAAGGUGAUCCUCCUGGUUCAGUUGAUGCCAACGCGCAGAGAGGGUCCUCAGAGGGUCGGAAAAGAUUCAGUGAAAUUUUUCGGGAUCUGGAUAACUUGGAGAUAAGCCUCGGGAAUGAGACAGUGGACAUGUUCUUAAAUGAUAUUGGGUUCACAAACUCUGAGACUCAGCAAGAAGAAGAGGAAGAGCCCAGCCCCUUGAUCAGUACUCCACUGGAACUGAGUCGGACAGCCUGUGACAAAGAUGGCAUACCUGCAUCAACAGAGGAAUCUGAUGAAAUUCUCAUUCACAGUGAGGGAGGGGUGGAGUCUGCCCUCAACUACGCCAAGCGCUGGUGUAAAUAUGUUAGGGAAGUGCUGGGAUAUAUCGAGAAAAGACUUAACUAUGAAUCUGAAUUUGCCAAGAAUACCAUCAGAUUAUCUGAGUCUGCGAAGAGCAUCCUCAGCCAGCAGCAAUUUAUGCCCCUUCAAGAUGUCUACCUCCUACUACUGGACCAUGAAUCCCAGACAGGAAACUCAGCCCUUGAGACAGUGGCCCGACUAGAGAAGAAGAAAUAUUGUCAGCCUCUGUCAGCAAAGAAGACUGAGAUUGAGAAAUGGAGAAAAGAGUUUAGAGAACAGUGGCAAAGAGAGCAGAAAAGAAUGUCAGACUCCCUGGCUUCAUUACGCAAGGCCCGCCAGCAAUACAUACAGCGCUGUGAAGACCUGGAGAAGGCCAAGCAGCUAAGUGCCAAGAUUGAAGAGGAGCAGAGCACAGGCAGUCAUCUGGGGAGUGCCACCAAACAGCUGGAGAAACGCAGAAAGUCCCGGGAAGAGGCCCAGAUCAAGGCACAAGAGGCUGAGGUCCUGUAUAGGUCCUGUGUGUCAGAGGCGAAUUCCCGCAGCCAGCAGCAAGAAAAAGUCAGGCACAGAAUAAUCUCUCACAUCAGGAAACUCAUUAACCAAGGUGACCAGGUGCUGAAGGAGGUGACGCAGAAUCUCAUGCGUAUGAAACGGUCCCAGUGCGAAUCUGUCCCCAAUGGCUAUGGGAACUUGCUCAGCACGAGUGAACCUUACGAAGUUGGAGACCGAUAUCUUCAGUUCAUCUUGACCUUACCAAGAAAGCACAUAGAGGCAGAUACAUAUUCCUUCCAGGAGUACAUCUCCACAGUCCAGAGGUCGCCAUCUGGUGGCAGAAGAAAGAAUGCAGUGCAUCUGGUCCGAGUGUCGUCUUCCUUAUCUGACCUGAAUGUGAAGAUCGAUGAGACUGCGACAAGGCUCUCUCCAGGUGACAGAAGCUCCUGGGGCAACAAGAUUCUGCAGAGCGACGCAGAGAGUAUGGGGGGCAGCAGUGAACCCAGAUCCAUGGAAUCACCCACAGAUAGCCCAGUCCACUUUGUCAGGAAAGAUGCAAAAGCCUCAUUGACAGGGACCAUGUCCUCUGAUGACCUCGAUGAGAGGGACUCCUACCAGGCAGAAGAUGUUGACUCCACGGAUGCCUCGUCUGAGAAUGGCUUACAGUUCUCAGACAGGCUAGUCAUGUCACCAGCUUCUCAGAGCCACCGACUACGACGCUCAAGAGUUCCUAGCAAGUGUAGGGAGUGUGAAGGCUUCAUGGUCUCUGGAGUGGAGUGUGAGGAGUGCUACUUGACUUGUCACAAGAAGUGCCUGGAGAGUCUACUUAUCAAAUGUGGUCAUCAGAAACUGCCCCCGAAAGUACCACUGUUUGGUGUGGAUUUUUCUCAGUUCCCGAGACACUUCCCUGAAGAGGUGCCCUUCAUCAUCAGCAAAUGUACAGGCGAGAUUGAGUUAAGGUCAUUAGGACAACAGGGACUGUACCGCAUCAGUGGGGCCAAAGCUCGUGUGGACAAACUUCUCCAAGCAUUUGAAAACGGGCGAGAACUUGUGGAUCUGUCAUGGCAUUCGCCCAAUGACAUCACCAGUACCCUCAAAAAAUUCUUGAAAGAGCUCCCAGACUCUGUUGUAUCUCAUCAUCUCUAUGAAAACUUUAUGGCUUUUGCAAGAGACUUCUCCGAAGACUGCAAGGAGCAUGAAAGUCGACAAGAGGCCAUUCACCAUAUGAAGGAUAUUCUUUGUCAACUCCCAGCUAGUAACUACAACACGCUACGCCACUUGACAGGCCACCUGUUCCGGGUUUCAGAGAGAUUUGAGGAGAACAAGAUGAGCUCAAAUAACUUGGGGAUUAUCUUUGGGCCGACGCUGAUCCGUCCAUCUCCUGGGCAGGACAAGCCUAUGACCUACCUGCUGGAUUCCGGUUACCAGGCACAAGUCGUAGAAUUCCUUAUUAACAACUAUGAGAAGAUCUUUGGGAUGGAUGAGCUCCCCAUGACUAUCCACCAGGGGGCAGAAGAGGAUCCCUCUGAGGCAGAAAUGGAUGAGCCACCAGUGGCUGAAGGUCCUGCGGAGGGCGCUGAUUCUUCUGUAGACAUACCAGUUAUAGAUGAAACGGAUGGCGAAAGAGUUUCUCAGGGAGAAGAAGAGGAGAUUGGAAACUCACCAUACAUCAGAGGUCACUUUAGCCGUUUGCCUGUGAAAGCUGCCCAUGGAGAACAGAUCAAGAGAUUUGAUGCUGAGGCUGGGAAUGAGCAGUGAAGACGAAGAUAGCAAGUAAACAAGAAAGUAAUGAGAUAAAGACGUCAAGAGGAUAAACUGAGAAAUAGGUUCAGAUUAUGGGCAGCUAUACAUUAUAUAUUUAUCAGAAAAGUGGCUUACAAUGAGGACAUUGGUUAUGCCAUACCACAUAGUAUUAAGAAUAAACCAUGAUGGAAGGGGACUAUAUUGGCCUUGUCUAUAAUACUGGAGACCAUCUGUAGAUAUUCCCCAAAAGAUGUGGACUUAUUUUUUUUCAUGGAUUUAUUACUCGUGUGUAUCUGACAGUGUUGAAUCAUACACGUUAUCCCAAAGAUGAGACCUGUGAAGGACUAGCACAAUUGUGUAUACCUGAGAAAUGCAGCUCUAGAAGAACACACAGCUCACAACGGUUAAUUGAAAGACAAGAAAGGAGAGUCAGUGUGGCUGGAGAUUCAACUACUGCAAAACCAGGAUAUACUUAGAGAGGAGCAAAAUAAUGUUCUACAAUGAAAGCAGAUGGAAUGAAGACUCUGGUGACCAGAUGGAAUGAGGACUCUGGUGACCAGAUGGAAUGAGGACUCUGGUGACCAGAUGGAAUGAGGACUCUGGUGACCAGAUGAAAUGAGGACUCUGGUGACCAGAUGAAAUGAGGACUCUGGUGACCAGAUGAAAUGAGAACUCUGGUGACCAGAUGGAAUGAGGACUCUGGUGACCAGAUGGAAUGAGGACUCUGGUGACCAGAUGGAAUGAGGACUCUGGUGACCAGAUGGAAUGAGGACUCUGGUGACCAGAUGGAAUGAGGACUCUGGUGACCAGGGUUUACAUGGAUACUCAUAAGGAACAUUUACAAAUAAAAAAUGUAGAUAACCAGAAAAGAAGAUUAGGUUUGGGAUAAUGCCACAACAAAAUGGCUCCAUGCGGCCAUAUUUUCCAGGACAGUCCUGGCUUUUACAUGUAACUUUGAAAAUACUAUUUUUAUACUCCGGAUUAGCUAAAUGAGUACUGUACCAAUGUUUUUUUAUAACUAUUACAGUGUAUAUCACUAGCAUCAUUGACUGGCUUUUAUGAUCAGGCCAAACAUUAUGCGUCAGGCUCUUCUGUUUCGUAUAUAUACAUAUGGCACUAAGAAUUAACCAGCAAUAAGUAAAGGUUAAUGCACUGCUUAUCCAUGAGACACCUAAGCCUUUAUUCAUGUGAACAGCAGCUACAACAGUUUCCAAAACUCUGCCAUUGCAGUCCAGCUUUUAAGCAUAUCCAUGCUUGAGCACAGGUGACUUAUUUAACACCUCAGUCAAUUUGAUUUAAUCAUCUGAACUCGAGCAUAGAUGUACUUAAAACCUGGACUGUAACUGUGGCGUUUGGGAAACUCUGCGCUAUAAGCUUGCACUUAUCAAGCACAUUCAAUAAAAUGAUGACGCUAUUUGGAUGAUAACUUCUCAACUUGUCCACUUCUCCACUCUUUAGAAGAUUUAAUACAACUACCCUUACUCACACUGCUCUGCCAUGUUACAUGUGCCAAGUGCUUGUACCCACCCCAAGUUAAGUACCACCUGUCACUGAAUAUCCAAGUUGCAAACAUACAUACCCAACAUGCAUUAUAUUCUAGCUUGCUCGCACUCUCAAAAUGUUCCUUGACCUCUCACAAUGGGAAAAUCUCACAAGUCAGCUCAUUUAAUAUUUCUCGCAAUUGUACCAUUUUUCUGUAUUUGCUCUGACCUGAUUUACUGAUCCCAUCCUGCCUACAAAUGCUCUGUGCACCUAUAAAGCCAUUAUCACUUGGUGCAGAAAUAAAUGCAUUUACAUCACACAUGCACAAAAGAUGCUUAUGUGUGUUCGGCACUUUCUGCAGGUUGGAUUAAUUACCAGGAACAAGAAAUAACACCAAAAACCGCAAUGAUGUAGUAACAGUGGCAAACGCAGGAUUUCUAGAGGGGGGUUUCCAAAUGCAAUCCAUAAUCUACUACUCUGCGGAGCAAGUGCAGGAGUCUGGGGGAGCGGUAGAAGAACCUAGUAACAAUCCUGAACAUUGGUACUUUUCAUACAUUGUGUAGAUAGUGUAUGUAAUACAGUAUUAAUAUUUAACACUAUAGAUUGUCUAUAGCAUAGGCAGUAUUAAACAUAAUAACCAAUAUAAAUAAGAUAAGUGGUCAGGAAGAGGUUAACAAACCAUAAUAAAUAAAUACGUAAACAGAAUUGAACCAGUAGUAGACAGCAGAGUUCGCUUUCUAAGCACACAUUCUCCCACCUCAUGGAAAGGCUUCUGUUUCUUCUUCCUGGCAGCUACCUGCAUAUUAUAUACCAUUGCUAUUGUUGCUAUAAUUUGAGACACUUGCCAAGAGGAAGGGGGUUUCCAAGCAACCAGAAAUCCCCCCUGCGUUUGCCUAUGAGUAACAAUCAGGAAAUAUAAGAUAUAUUUAGGAAAACCCUAAAUUGCAAACAAAAUAAAAAAUAAAUGUGCAUAAACCACAUACACAUAAUUGCAGUAGAUGUAUCACAUAUAUAUAUAUAUAUAUAUAUAUAUAUAUAUAUAUAUAUACCUGGGUUGGUGUUUGUACGUGCAGCAUAUGGUACUGAUCUGUGAUCUGUGCUCUGGUCUUGAUCCCUUUCAAAAGAGUAUUGAAUGCUUUCUGAAGGUAACAUCGAUAACUACAUCCAUAUCAUCCUGUAAUAUACAAAUGAUGCUACUAUAUGUACACAUUACUGUAAAUAAUAUCCCUAUGAACAGUGCUGUUUAAUGUCGUUACUUCAGUAGUCAUUAGGAAAACAUGUAAGGAUUACUCACACUUUCCCAUAAACGAUUAGAUAUUAAUUAAUAAUAAGAAUAAUCAUAAUCAUUUUAUUUAUAUAGCACUCUUUCUCUAGGACUAGGACUCAAGGCACUUAACAGAUAGAAUGAACACAAUACAGUACUGAAACAAUGAAAUUCAGAAAAGCUUUUCAUACAAUACAGAGAGCAGGAGAUACUGAUGGGACAUUAAUGAAAUGCUGAGUAAGCAGGAAAGUCUUGAGUUUGUUUUUGAAGGAUUCUAGAGUGGCGGCCUCGAACUGUGCGGGGAAGUGCGUUCCAUAGAGUCAAAGCCACAUGACUAAAAGCUGGACCCCCAGAUAAUUCUGUGAGAUUUUAUGUACUGCUAAUAGACCUUCAUCUACAGGUCUCAUGAUUAUGUAAGAAUUUGAAAGUCAGUAAGCCAAUCUUGAAAUAGAUUCACCAACUUACAGGCAGCCAGUAAAGGGAGUAGAGGAUGGGUGUUAUGUGGCUGGAACGGGGCUGGUUAGUUAGCACCCUGACAGCUGCAUUUUGUACCAGCUGUAAGUGGUGCAAUUCUUAUGCUGGGAGACCCAGGUAGAGAGCAUUGCAGUUGUCUAAUUGAGAUGAUACAAAUGCAUGUAUGACUUCAGGCAGAUCUUCAGAAGGAAUUAGAUGCUUGAUUCUGGCAAUGUUCCUCAGGUGACAGAAUGAGAAUUUUACUGUGGCUGAUACCUGUUGUUCAAGUGUCGAGCCACAAUCCAGAUGCCACCAGACAUCCAUGACCUGUGUUAGACACUUAGAUUACGGCCAUGUUCCUCUAAGUCAUAGGUCUAAUACACCUGUGCACCUGCAAAACAUGCACUGUGUGGGGUAAUGAGGACCAAGUUUGCAGACCUAUGCUCUAUGUGGUCUCAAAACUCCUAUCAGACUUAUAAUAUCGAUAUAAUUUCUAGUAGGGAUGCAAAUUUUUAGUAGGGUAGCAUAUAUAAACAUCACAGUUUUAGUUGUGGUCAGAAAAAGAAAUCGCUGACACAGAUUUGUGCAUUCUUGCACUUGCAUUGCAUUCUGGUACUAUAAUUUCUGCAUUCUGCUACUAUAAUUUCCCAAGGUAACAAGUUUGUGUUGUCUUCUAUAUAUUUUCUAAUUGUAAAGAGUUGAGUAUAUAUUUGGUGUUAUAUAAAUAA